Cyanistes caeruleus (blue tit) is the source of this 1878-nucleotide messenger RNA. NCBI's taxonomy places the organism in Eukaryota, Metazoa, Chordata, Aves, Passeriformes, Paridae. The record is from RefSeq and is a predicted model, not a curated record.
CACAAUUAAAUGCUGGGUUUGCAGGGAGAGGCUGUGCCCGCCUUGUUUCAGCUCAGUGAAUCUCCUUAAAAAUGCCUGUUUUCACUUCGGCGUGUUUUCUGUUGAAAUUAGAUGAUUUAUGUUAAUUAUUGAGGUUUAAUUUUGCACCGGGCAUAUCUCAUGGUAACUAAGCAGCAACUAUAACUCUGUAGGAGAUGGCAAUCUUGGCAAAGCCCUUAUUGGAUAUAUAAGAAGGAAUCCCUGCUCUUCCUCAUUUUUCAGAUUUUACUGAGAUGAUGAGGGCGCUGGGGUAUCCUCGACUUAUAUCCAUGGAGAAUUUCCACACCCCAAACUUCAUGCUUGUGUCAGAAGUGCUGCUGUGGCUGGUGAAAAGGUAUGAACCUCAGAGUGACAUUCCUGCAGAUGUGGAGACGGAGCAGGACCGGGUUUUCUUCAUUAAAGCCGUGGCUCAGUUCAUGGCUACCAAGGCUCACAUCAAGCUGAACACGAAGAAGCUGUACCAGGCCGAUGGAUACGCGGUGAAGGAGCUGCUCAAGGUCACCUCGGUGCUCUACGGGGCCAUGAACACCCAGGGAGGGGAGCGUGCAGACCUCCCCGAGGAGGACAGCACCAAGUUCAAGUUUGAUCUGGGCUCAAAAAUUGCUGACUUGAAGGCAGCUAGACAGCUUGCUUCUGAAAUCACCUCCAAAGGAGCAGUCCUGUACGACUUACUUGGCAAAGAGGUGGAACUGAGGGAAGCAAGGACAGAAUCUAUUGCCAGACCUUUGGAAAUAAAUGAGGCUGAGAAGGUGAUGAAAGUUGCCAUUAACAGCGUUCUGGAAGAAGUCCAAAAGACUAAAGACAUGUUGAAUAAUGUGGCUUUGGAUGAAGCCAGUUUGGAAGCCAAGAUUGAAAAACGAAAAUUGGAACUGGAAAGAAGCCAGAAGAGGCUGCAGACUCUGCAGAGUGUUCGUCCUGCUUUCAUGGAUGAGUACGAGAAGAUUGAGGAGCAGCUGCAGAAGCAGUACAGUACUUACCUAGAAAAAUUCCGAAAUUUGACCUACAUGGAGCAGCUCCUGGAUGAUCAUCGACGGACAGAGCAGGAGAUGUUUGAGGAAGCAGCCAACAUGUUACGUCUCAUUCAGAACAGGCUGAAGGAGGAGGAGCAGCACCUGCUGAAGAGUGGAAGUAAUGAUGACUCUGACAUAGAAAUCCAGGAGGAUGAAGGAUCUGACAGCGAGAGGGAUUUGCAGAUCCCGAGGCACCGCAUCAGCACGGAAGCUCUCCUGCCAGGAAGAGUUGGCACUCGGAUCGUGGGAUCAAUGCAGGGUGGAGACACGGAGGAAGAUGGGACCCCAGCCCCGGCACGGCCAGGCCGGCGCAAGGCACAGGACUCAGGGGAUAGUGAGAUUGAUCUGGAUGAAGAUGAAGAUGAGGAGGAGGAGGAGGAUGAUCUGGAAGAUGACAGCAUGGAAAUCGCCCCAGGCAAAGCCAGUCUCCGAGCAAGGAAGCCAGAGCCACUGGAGCAAAGUGAUAAUGACUUCUGACCCUUCAGUAGCAGGAGGCCUCUUGAAGCACAAACUUUGGAGAGGCCAGGAGCUAAUACCCUGCUGUCUGAAAACUGUGUGUCAGUGUGAAUCCAAAAGUUGGUAAAUAAUGUUUAUUAAACCUGAAAAUUAAACUUGGAUUGCCAGGUUUGUGAAUCUCAAAGCAUGAGCAGUUUAUCCAUACUGAGAAUCACAGUAAUGUGCACUUAUUUCCAUAAUUGCACUAAACUGUGCACUGCAGUGCCAGAAGUCUCACUCCAGUGAGCAUUGUGUGCCUGAUUUCCCUGCAUUUUAUUAUGUCCAAAUAGAUUCCUUUGGCUUAAUAAAACUGGAUGAAAAGCUGCUCUGGGAA